CAGACGCUGGCGGUAAGGCAGCCUCCGUGGAGCUGUCUGAAGUUUAUGCUGUCCCAUGACCGUCGGUCUCCUCCCCUGACCCUCCCUUACCCCCUUAUGUGUGGGGCCGCCGUUCCACCCCUACCUCCCCCGAGUCCCGGGCGGCCUGUUGUCCCUUCCGAGCCUGCUGCACUCCGCGUUCCUCUACCAGGCUCCAGUCUGCAGGGAAAGCUCCGGCCAGGCCGGUCCAGGAGCCAGAUCCAAGCUCUGGGGAGAACCAUGUCCGGCAGCUACGGGUUGUGCCACGCACAGAGUGCUGCCCCAGAGGAGCUGCUGUUUGAAUUAUCUGUGAAUGUGGGGAGGAGUAAUGCCAGAGCUGCUGGCUGAAAAUUAUCCAAGAGAAAUGUAGGCUGGGCACCCUGAAUCACGCUCCCCAGGAUGGACUUUCUGGUCCUCUUCUUGUUCUACCUAGCUUCAGUGCUGAUGGGUCUGGUUCUGAUCUGCAUCUGCUCGAAAACCCAUUGCUCGAAAGGCCUGGUCAGGGAAGGAGCACAGAUAUUUUCCUAUAUAAUUCCAGAAUGUCUUCAGAGAGCCAUGCACAGAUUGCUUCAUUACCUUUUCCAUACAAGAAACCACACCUUCAUUGUCCUGCACCUGGUCCUGCAAGGGAUGGUUUAUACUGAAUACACCUGGGAAGUAUUUGGCUACUGUCAAGAGCUAGAGUUCUCCUUGUACUACCUCCUUCUGCCCUAUCUGCUGCUAAUUGUAAACCUGUUUUCAUUCACCCUCACUUGUGUAACCAAUCCUGGCAUUAUAACAAAAGCAAAUGAAUUAUUAUUUCUUCAUGUUUAUGAAUUUGAUGAAGUGAUGUUUACGAAGAAUGUGAGGUGCUCUACUUGUGAUUUAAGGAAACCAGCUCGAUCCAAGCACUGCAGUGUGUGUAACUGGUGUGUGCACCGUUUUGACCAUCACUGUGUUUGGGUGAACAACUGCAUCGGGGCCUGGAACAUCAGGUACUUCCUCAUCUACCUCUUGACCUUGACAGCCUCGGCUGCCACUGUCGCCAUUGUGAGCACCGCUUUUCUGGUCCACUUGGUGGUGAUGUCAGACCUAUACCAGGAGACUUACAUUGAUGACUUUGGACACCUCCACAUUAUGGACACGGUCUUUCUUAUUCAGUACCUGUUCCUGACCUUUCCACGGAUUGUCUUCAUGCUGGGCUUUGUUGUGGUCCUGAGCUUCCUCCUGGGUGGCUACCUGUGCUUUGCUAUAUACCUGGCGGCCACCAACCAGACUACUAACGAGUGGCACAGAGGUGACAGGGCCUGUUGCUGGCAUUGUCCCCUUGUGGCCCGGCGUCCGUCAGCAGAACCCCAGGUCCACCAGAACAUUCACUCCCAUGGGCUUUGGAGCAACCUUCAAGAGAUCUUUCUACCUGCCUUUCCAUAUCAUGAGAGGAAGAAACAAGAAUGACAAGUGUGUGACUGCCUUUGAGCUGUAGUUCCCAUUUAUUUACACGUGGAUUUGCUCGUUUUCUGAGCA
Saimiri boliviensis boliviensis (Bolivian squirrel monkey) is the source of this 1521-nucleotide messenger RNA. It is a transcript of the gene ZDHHC4, whose product is annotated as zDHHC palmitoyltransferase 4. The record is from RefSeq and is a predicted model, not a curated record. Gene Ontology annotation, biological process: protein targeting to membrane; peptidyl-L-cysteine S-palmitoylation. Gene Ontology annotation, molecular function: protein-cysteine S-palmitoyltransferase activity. Lineage: Eukaryota; Metazoa; Chordata; Mammalia; Primates; Cebidae. Gene Ontology annotation, cellular component: endoplasmic reticulum; Golgi apparatus.